GCGCCCUGGUCCCCCUGCGGCCUCAGAGCCCACUCCGCCAGCCGGUGGUCACACCACGCAGAGAACGGGUCCAUUGUGAACCUGCCUGGGUCCUCGGGGGGCCCGGGCGGAGUGGUCUUGCUUUGGGGGAGGGGCAGGCCGCAGACGUGUUUUCCGGUGGGAUGUCUGCGGAGUGCGCGCUUGGGAGGCCGCGCUUGGGAGGCCGCCCCACGUGUGGUCGGAAUGGGCCAAGGAGUCCCUGUCCAGGAAGUGGACGCCCUUGGGCCGGGGUCGUCACAGACUGGUGGGAGGAAGGAAGGAGGGAGCGGCGCGGGUUCUGUCUCUGCACUGGAGCCCCCAUCCCUCUUUCCGCCCAAGGAUGCUGAGGCGAGCUCGCCCACGUUCUGGGUUGUGCCUGCUGGAGCGCGGCCAGCCUCCUCUAGAGGCUGAGGCCAGACCAGGGCUGAACACGGCCUGGCAGUGCGCAGCCGCCCUUUGCUUCCGAUGCCUCCCCACGGCCCAGCGCUUGCUGCGUCUGUAACCUCUCAAGUCAGAUCCAUGCCCUUAGGGAGGGGCAGGGACGGUGCUUCGUGCAGUGGAAGGAAGGGCCUAGGGGAUGGGCCCCGAGGGGGCUGGGCACACUGCUGGCUCCCAUGGCUCAUGGCAGCCCCAGCACCCAGCACAGCCCUCCCCAACUUCUGGCUGCUUGAGGGUUUAUCUGGAUCUGCAGGGCCCCUCCCCUAUAGCAGGCACCAUCCCACCCCACAACCCACCUCUGCCGUGUAAAAACCCUUGAGGAGUUCUUCGUUUUUUUUGAGAUGGAGUUUCACUCUUGUUACCCAGGCUGGAGUGCAAUGGCACGAUCUCGGCUCACAACCUCCGCUUUCUGGGUUCAGGUAAUUCUCCCGCCUCAGCCUCCUGAGAGGCUGGGACUACGGGCAUGCGCCACCAUGCCCAGUUAAUUUUUUUGUAUUUUUAGUAGAGAUGGGGUUUCACCAUGUUGACCAGAUGGUCUCAAUCUCUUGACCUCGUGAUCCACCCGCCUCGGCCUCCCAAAGUGCUGGGAUUACAGGUGUGAGCCACUGCGCCCGGCCGAGGGGCUUUUCUUGAGCUGUCUUUGAUAUCUGUGACCCUGGUCCUGGAAAGGGGCAUCUGAAAAGGCCCUGAAGAGCAGUUGGGCAUCUGGCAGUGUCAGCUGGGAGACGCUGGGCUGGACAGACGCACUGCAGGGCAGAUGCACAGGCCGUGUCUGGAGCCCUCAGAUGAGUGUGACACCUGGUCCUACAGAAAAGCUAACAGGGCAGAACCCUGGUCUCCAACUGUAUCUCCUCCUCUGAGCUGUCUCACCGCCAUGGGCCUCAGCCAGGACUUCCUGGGGAGGGAGGGGCCAUCAGCCGCCUGCUGGAAGCCACCAGCUGUUUAGCCCAGUGUACUGCUUCCGGAGGUGGUGGGGGGGGACAAUGUGUCAUAAAUCCAUGUUUAUAAAGCAGGCCUGGAUGUGAUCCCACACCCUCCCUGCUUAUCCCCUGCUAUGCAACCCAAACAAUGCCUCUCUCCUUCCUGUGGGAACAGCCCCCCAUCCCCCCCAGUGCUUCCCCUAAAUCUAGCAGGGAAACUGAGGCCCCAGUUGAGCCUAUAUCUUGAUGGGCAGGGACAGGGUGGGUGUUGCUUUGUACUUACAUUUAUUCUGAUUUUACAAGUGAUACGUGAUCCUUGUAGAAAUCAUGGGGAGUCCAGAGGCUCCCAGAGGCGUGUUUUUAUCCCCCCAUUUCUGAUGAGGAAAGAGACUCAGAGGGCAGACUGGCCCCUGCCCCAGGAGGAGGAGGGGCGGCGCCAGGGCGCCAGCAACCAACCAACUUCUCCAGAUGUUCUGGCCUGAGUGCUGGGGCUUGUGCAAUCUCUGGGUACCCCCCCCACUUCCUGGUUUGUGGUCUAAAGCUCCCACCUCAGGCUGGAAGUGGGGGAUGAGCGUUCCAACUGUGGCCUGCAGAGUGGGCUGGUGGGCUGGUCUGUGGCGAGAGGCCAGAGGAGGUGGUGCCAGGUGAGACAGGCCUCCUCUGCUCCCAUUUUGCCCCAGUGCUGGGCUGGAAUAGGCUUGUUGGAGGAGUCCAAGGGUAUCAGUUGAAGAUGGAGAUGAGGACACCCUUAGGCUUUGAAAGGAGUCAAGGCAGGGCUGGGCACAGUGGCUCACGCCUAUAAUCCUGGCACUUUGGGAGGCUGAGGCAGGUGGAUCAUGAGGUCAAGAGUUUAAGACCAGCCUGGCCAACGUGGUGAAUCUGUUUCUCUACUAAGAAUACAAAAAUCAGCUAGGUGUGGUGGCACGUGCCUGUAAAUCCCAGCUACUUAGAAGGCUGAGGCAGGAGAAUUGCUUGAACUCAGGAUGUAGAGGUUGCAGUGAGCCAAGAUUGCCACUGCACUUCAGCCCGGGUGACACAGUCAGACUCCUUGUGGGAUGGAGAGGGGAGCAAAGGCUGGGCAUGGUGGCUCACGCCUGUAAUCCCAGCACUUUGGGAGGCCGAGGGCGGGGUGCGGAUCACCUGAAGUCAUGAGUUUGAGACCAGCCUGGCCAACAUGGUGAACCUCCCAUCUCCACUAAAAAUACAAAAAACUAGCUGGGUGUGGUGGCACAUGGCUGCAAUCCCAGUUACUCGGGAGGCUGAGGCAGGAGAAUCGCUUGAACCCAGGAGGUAGGGGUUGCAGUGAGCUGAGAUCACGCCACUGCACUCUAGAAUAGGUGACAGAGCGAGACUCCAUCUCAAAAAAAAAAAAAGGCGAGUCAAAAGGCUAGUAUUGGUACUCCAGUGAGCAGCCCUGUCUCCCCACCUCCACAACAGGCCACAGGCUGUGGAGCGGCUGGAGCUGCCUCUGGCUGUAGGAGGUGGCUGUCAGUCAGUCACUGGGGCCUUUAUAAGCAAGUCCUCGAGAGGUGUGGCUUUAUCGGCUGCAGAAGCUUAGGAUUCUGGUAUCAUCUUCACGGCCCUGGAGUGCCCAGCACACUAACUCCAUCUCUUUCUGAUGGAGGGGGGCUCUGACAGCUGUUGAAGCGGGUGUCAGGUCAGAGGCCUUGGGACCCUCUACACAGCCGUGAGCGGACUGCUUCCCAGUAGGAUGGCUGCUGACCUCUUCACUGGUCUCUGGGGUCCUCUUUGUCCAGCAAGCCCUGAAGGGUCAAAGCUUCCUUGGGCAGAGAAGACAGCCACUGGGCAGACUGAAGUGGGGUGUGGGUGAUCUGCAUUCUCCCUGCAUGGGUCUGUACUGCCAGUACUGCUGGGUCCUGGGCCCAGGUGCUUAUGGGAACCCCUUGCUAAACCCUGGGAUAUGGGGAGGGGGCAGCUGCCUCAGAAAUAGCCUGUGACUUCAGGCCACUGGCUGGCCUGGCCCACUUCUGCCUCUUCCCCAAAUAGCCAGGAGCUGGUCAUGGGCCCAUCCCUGCAGCUCUGCUCCCCAUGUAGGAGCAGUUUCUUAUGAUCCUUCCAGGGACUUUCCAAAGCCCAGGGUCUGACCCCUUGGGGUGGUUACCUGUGGCCUGGAAACUGAGCUGAGGAUUUUGGAGUAGCUGUUGGGAACUCCUCUUACUGGUCAGGGCUCCUAUUACCUCGUGUCCUGGUUUGAGGUCCACAAACUCGACCAUGUCGACUGUGUGCUGUCAGUCCUGAGCACAUGUAUAUUGACCCCCUCUGGUCAUCCUUUUUGGAAAUAGAUGCUUGGUGCCACAAGGAAAAAUUAGCACUGGGAAGAAGGAUCUCUCAGCAACACAGUUUUUAACCUCCUGGACUGCAGGAUGGGUACUUCUGGUAGCCAUGGUGCCACUUCCUGCAGUCCAGGAAGUAAAAAUUGCGUUGCUGAAAGAUCCUUUGUCUCAGUGUUAAUUUUUCUCACUCAGGAGGUCAGGGUGGGCUGAGAGCCUGGGGAUUCCUGGACACAGGCUCUGAGGUGGGGAUUUGCCUGUAGGGGCAGACCAGGGCAUGCUUUCCACUGAAGGCAACUCCUCGGUGGGGGGUGUUUCAGCUCUGAGCCAGCUGAGGCUGGUGCUCCUGGCAGCUGGCAAUGAGUGUCUGGGUCUUGGAGCGGGUCUGGGUGGAGCCUGACAGCGUCCACUGCAGAAGGAGACCUGCUGACACCAGAUGCCCAGCUGUGGCAUGCCUUGGAGGCAAGCCUAGGCCCCAGCUUUCCAGAGAGGACACGCUAGCUGGCCCUGCCAGCGUCGUCUGGGCAUCCAGGCCCAGUAGGGCUUGAUUAUUCCUGGCAGGGGUCAAGAAUGCUAGGCACGGAGACUGUCCUGUCUCUGGCUGUGAGCCUGGCAUGGGUGAGGUGGCACGUGCAGGCUACCAGAGCCCCGAGUGUUGCCACGGGGGCAGGCUCCCUUUCACCCAAUGUCCCUGACACAUAGGCAGUCCUACCCCCAGUGGAGUUCCCCUCCACCCCCCCAAAAGCUUUCACUGUCUCCUACAGGAGUAGGAUGUUGGCAUUGCUUGUGUUAGGAGAGGCCCACUAUGUGCAGGUGUGGACAAGGAUCUGGGCAGCUCCCGGUGAAUGUACCAGCACCUUUAGUUCAUAUUUUCCCCUUUCUUUUCUGUGGAGCCCAGGACCAGGCCAUUGUCUGCAUUGGGCAUUGGGUGCAACUGCUCAGUUUGGAGAGGGCUGGUGCCUGCCAGGCCCAGAGGAUGAUACUGAAGCCGCAGCAGCCUUGUGACCAGCACAGGGCCUGAAGAUACAUUUUUCCGAGGCCUGAGGGACUACUCUCUAAGAGGGGUCCUUAUGGACCCAUGGGAAGAAGGGAUCCCUGCACCCUCUAUCCAGAAGAAGCUUCGGCCCCCUCACCACUCAGAGCUCCUGGACAGCCCUGCCUGUACUCUGCUGUUGGCACCCCUGUCCCCCCACCCCUGGGUUAGCCCACCCAGUAUCAGGAGGCAAAUGCUGGGAAACUUCCAGCAGCCCCAGCUGAAAGCAGAGGGCCAUUUUGAGUCCAACCCAGAGAGUGCGGGGAUACGAGCCCACCCCAGGGUGGUGGCUGAGCUCUGAGAUGGUGGGAAGAGCCCAGAGUGGACAGCGGACAUGGCGCUGCCUCUGCUCAGCGACUCAGGUGGGGCCGGUGCAGCCUGGCCUGAGUGCUGGGGGACCAGGGCUUCUGGGGGUGGGGACACGGGGCCUGGGAACGGGCAGUUGCUCCAGUUCUGAACUGAUCGUGUGCAUCAGUGUACAAUUUUGUGUGGACAUGUGUGAGUGGCAGGAGUACAUACCCAUGAAAGAUGUACAUGAGUGGGUGGGUGCAUGUGAGUGUGUGCUUGGGUGAGCGAAUGAAAUGCAUGAAAUGAAUGAAGGUGGGGUGUGUAUGAUUGAGUGUUCAGUGGCGUGUGCACACGUAUGUGUGUGAGGGAAUGUGAGUGCUCACGUGUAGGACCGGGUGACUGGGAUACAGGACUCAUCAGUGUGGGCCUCUGGAGGAGGUCUGGUUGAGGGGAGCCAGGGAUACCCACCCAUCCUCCACUCUCUACCCCCACCUGCCUUCUCUCCUUACUCCCCCUCUUCUCAGCACAAAUCAGGGCAGGACAGGUCGGGCCUCAGUCUGGAGCCAGGGAGAGGUGGAGCCGCCCAUCGUUGAUGCUCCCACCAGGCCCUCGGUCCGGCCGAGGCGCUCGCGACCUCAGCCACAGGUGUCCUUCUUCGCGAACGGACAAUGGGGAGAGCGGAGCCCAGCGGCCUUCCCGGAGGAGGUGACUGGAGCCAGGCAGGCGGGAGGCGCGCAUUCCUGAGCCCUGAGUCAGCGUGGCCGCCCCCUCCGGCCGGGCCCGCCCCCGGCGCGCACGCCCCUCGCUCCAUGGCAUUCCCGGGCGGGCGGGGACUCGGCGCGGGCGCCCUCCCGGCCAGCAGCGGCAGCCCCUCCUCCCCGGCGCCCUCCGGACCCCCGAAGGACCCCCUGCGGCGGCCUGCCCCGCUCUGCUGGGAACCAUGAGUGAGGCCCGCCGGGACAGCACAAGUAGCCUGCAGCGCAAGAAGCCGCCCUGGCUAAAGCUGGACAUUCCCUCUGCAGCACCCGCGACAGCAGAAGAGCCCAGCUUCCUGCAGCCCCUGAGGCGACAGGUUUUCCUGAGGAGUGUGAGUAUGCCAGCGGAGACAGCCCACAUCUCUUCGCCCCACUAUGAGCUCCGGCGGCCGGUGCUGCAGCGCCAGACGUCCAUCACACAGACCAUCCGCAGCAGCCGACAAGUACGCUUCGGGCGCGUCCACACUCUACCCCUCUUGGGUCCCUGGGCUGCCCGCAGGGCCCUCCCACAGCGCCAGUCUCUCUCUCGGUCCCUGCUCAGGGGGGCCGCUGACUGGUUUGGAGUGAGCAAGGAGAGUGACAGCACCCAGAAAUGGCAGCGCAAGAGCAUCCGUCACUGCAGCCAGCGCUAUGGGAAGCUGAAGCCCCAGGUCCUCCGGGAGCUGGACCUGCCCAGCCAGGACAAUGUGUCGCUGACCAGCACCGAGACACCACCCCCACUGUACGUGGGGCCAUGCCAGCUGGGAAUGCAGAAGAUCAUAGAUCCCCUGGCCCGUGGCCGGGCCUUCCGGGUGGCAGAUGACACUGCGGAAGGCCUGAGUGCCCCACACACUCCUGUCACGCCAGGUGCUGCCUCCCUCUGCUCCUUCUCCAGCUCCCGCUCAGGUUUCCACCGGCUCCCGCGGCGGCGCAAGCGAGAGUCGGUGGCUAAGAUGAGCUUCCGGGCAGCCGCGGCACUGAUGAAAGGCCGCUCUGUUAGGGAUGGCACCUUGCGCCGGGCACAGCGUCGAAGCUUCACUCCCGCCAGCUUUCUGGAGGAGGACACAACUGAUUUCCCUGAUGAGCUGGACACGUCCUUCUUUGCCCGGGAAGGUAUCCUCCAUGAAGAGCUGUCCACCUACCCGGACGAAGUUUUCGAGUCCCCAUCGGAGGCAGCACUCAAGGACUGGGAGAAGGCGCCGGAGCAGGCAGACCUCACCGGUGGGGCCUUGGACCGCAGUGAGCUUGAGCGCAGCCACCUGAUGCUGCCCCUGGAGCGAGGCUGGCGGAAGCAGAAGGAGGGUGCGGCAGCCCAGCAGCCCAAGGUGCGGCUCCGACAGGAGGUGGUGAGCACCGCGGGGCCGCGGCGGGGCCAGCGCAUCGCGGUGCCGGUGCGCAAGCUCUUUGCCCGGGAGAAGCGGCCGUAUGGGCUGGGCAUGGUGGGACGGCUCACCAACCGCACCUACCGCAAGCGCAUUGACAGCUUCGUCAAGCGCCAGAUUGAGGACAUGGACGACCACAGGCCCUUCUUCACCUACUGGCUCACCUUCGUGCACUCGCUCGUCACCAUUCUAGCCGUGUGCAUCUACGGCAUCGCCCCCGUGGGCUUCUCGCAGCAUGAAACGGUGGACUCGGUGCUGCGGAACCGCGGGGUCUACGAGAACGUCAAGUACGUGCAGCAGGAGAACUUCUGGAUCGGCCCUAGCUCGGAGGCCCUCAUCCACCUGGGCGCCAAGUUUUCGCCCUGCAUGCGCCAGGACCCGCAGGUGCACAGCUUCAUUCGGGCAGCGCGCGAGCGCGAGAAGCACUCGGCCUGCUGCGUGCGCAACGACAGGUCGGGCUGCGUGCAGACCUCGGAGGAGGAGUGCUCGUCCACGCUGGCAGUGUGGGUGAAGUGGCCUGUCCAUCCCAGUGCCCCAGAGCUUGCCGGCCACAAGAGACAGUUUGGUUCUGUCUGCCACCAGGAUCCCAGGGUGUGUGAUGAGCCCUCCUCUGAAGACCCCCAUGAGUGGCCAGAAGACAUCACCAGGUGGCCGAUCUGCACCAAAAACAGUGCCGGGAACCACACCAACCAUCCGCAUAUGGACUGUGUCAUCACAGGGCGGCCCUGCUGCAUCGGCACCAAGGGCAGGUGUGAGAUCACCUCCCGGGAGUACUGUGACUUCAUGAGGGGCUACUUCCAUGAGGAGGCCACACUCUGCUCUCAGGUGCACUGCAUGGAUGAUGUGUGUGGGCUCCUGCCUUUCCUCAACCCUGAGGUGCCUGACCAGUUCUACCGCCUGUGGCUGUCCCUCUUCCUGCACGCCGGGAUCCUGCACUGCCUGGUGUCCAUCUGCUUCCAGAUGACCGUCCUGAGGGACCUGGAGAAGCUGGCAGGCUGGCACCGUAUAGCCAUCAUCUACCUGCUGAGUGGUGUCACUGGCAACCUGGCCAGUGCCAUCUUCCUGCCGUACCGAGCAGAGGUGGGUCCAGCUGGCUCCCAGUUUGGCAUCCUGGCCUGCCUGUUUGUGGAGCUCUUCCAGAGCUGGCAGAUCCUGGCACGGCCGUGGCGUGCCUUCUUCAAGCUGCUGGCUGUGGUGCUCUUCCUCUUCACCUUUGGGCUGCUGCCCUGGAUCGACAACUUUGCCCACAUCUCAGGGUUCAUCAGCGGCCUCUUCCUGUCCUUCGCCUUCUUGCCCUACAUCAGCUUCGGCAAGUUCGACUUGUACCGGAAACGCUGCCAGAUCAUCGUCUUUCAGGUGGUCUUCCUGGGCCUCCUGGCUGGCCUGGUGGUCCUCUUCUACGUCUAUCCUGUCCGCUGCGAGUGGUGCGAGUUCCUCACCUGCAUCCCCUUCACCGACAAGUUCUGUGAGAAGUACGAACUGGACGCUCAGCUACACUGAGCUGGCUGCGGGCUCCAGGGGCCACGAGCUCCCACAGUACAGAGCCAGACACCACAACCCUGAGACUCACAGGCGUAUGGGAGUCACCUGCUCCACGAGGGGACUGGCCUGUUUCCUGAACAGACCUCGUGUGCCUUGUUCACUCUGCUGAACCCUUUGUGCUGCCGGGCACUUAUUACACAUCUUCCUGUGAUAACCUCAUUUGCCUCUUGACGACCACCUCACGUGGCCAAUAAAUGGACUGGGAGCGUUUUAGCUGCCAUUAACCUGA
Callithrix jacchus (white-tufted-ear marmoset) is the source of this 8875-nucleotide messenger RNA. RefSeq names its product rhomboid 5 homolog 1 (gene RHBDF1). Gene Ontology annotation, cellular component: endoplasmic reticulum membrane. Gene Ontology annotation, biological process: regulation of protein secretion; regulation of epidermal growth factor receptor signaling pathway. Gene Ontology annotation, molecular function: serine-type endopeptidase activity. The record is from RefSeq and is a predicted model, not a curated record. Lineage: Eukaryota; Metazoa; Chordata; Mammalia; Primates; Cebidae.